Molecule: messenger RNA, 1088 nt
Organism: Populus euphratica (Euphrates poplar)
Lineage: Eukaryota; Viridiplantae; Streptophyta; Magnoliopsida; Malpighiales; Salicaceae
Exons: 2
Coding region: 18-1073 (351 amino acids)
Source: RefSeq, a predicted model, not a curated record
UUUCAUUAAAAUUCAUCAUGAAUCAUUCUAAUUUUAAUUUUUAUGAUGCUUUUGAUUUUGAUGAUGACACUCCUGUGUUGGCUUUUCAAGUUGCUACUGCUGUAGUUGCUGAAGAAGAAUCGAAUAUUCAAGGACGGAGAACAAGGUAUCGUGGCUCUAUUCCUGGUCACAACAUUGUCAAUCGUAAUAGAAAGGAAGAUCUUACUGAUGAAUAUCUUCGAAUUGGAGAAACCACUGCAAUAGAAAGUCUUAGAGCUUUCGCCAAAGCAAUCGUAGAAGUUUUUGGUGAUUGCUAUCUAAGGGCACCAAACGAGGCUGAUAUUUGUCGAUUAUUAUCAAUUGGAGAGCAGCGUGGGUUUCCAGGGAUGUUAGGGAGCAUUGACUGUAUGCAUUGGAAAUGGGAGAAAUGCCCAAUUGCAUGGCAUGGGAUGUAUACUGGUCAUUGUCGUGAACCAACUAUAAUUCUAGAGGCAGUGGCUUCACAAGAUCUUUGGAUAUGGCAUGCCUUUUUUGGAAUGCCUGGAUCAUUAAAUGAUAUUAAUGUUCUUGAUCGGUCACCUAUUUUUGCUGCACUUGCUGAAGGUCGUACUGCUCCUGUCAAUUAUACAAUUAAUGGGCAUGAAUAUACAAUGGGAUACUAUUUAGCAGAUGGGAUUUAUCCUAAUUGGUCAACCUUUGUUAAGACAAUCCCAAGACCAUUAGGAGCAAAGAGAAAAUAUUUUGCAAGCAAGCAAGAGUCUGCAAGAAAAGAUGUGGAGCGGGCAUUUGGGGUGCUCCAAUCUCGUUUUGCAAUUGUACGUGGACCUGUUCGAUACUGGGAUGAAGAAACACUUGCAUAUAUUAUGAAAGCUUGCAUAAUAAUGCAUAAUAUGAUUAUUGAGGAUGAAGGAGCAAUGAACCUUAGAUUUGACCAUGAACAUGAAGUCAAUUCCUUUAUAUCAGUGUCACGUUGUGAAAUACCAGAACUACAUGAUUUUCUUCAAACUCAUAAUCGAAUUAGGGAUAGAGCUACUAGCUCUCAACUACAAGAAGAUUUGAUUGAACAUUUGUGGGAACAAUAUGGCAACGAGUAGAAUCUUUAGAUUUUA